AAUCACCAGAAUGAAGAAGAUGAUAAAAAAAAAUCCUAAGGUUUGUUAUGAAACAAAAAAGAAUCAAAAGCGAUUUUUAACCGGCAAAAACAUAACACAUGAACUAGGAAGACAAAGACCAAUUGUUUUUAGCAGAAAUUAAGAUAAAGUGUGGAAGAAAAGAUAAGCAGCACUAGUUAAAUCCUGGCAAAUGGGUCCCAGUUCUUUAUAAAGUGAGCAGCAGAAUUCUUCCAUGAAACCAAACAAGAACAUUUACUUAAAAAACCCAACAUCUAUUAAUGAUCUUCUUUCUUUUUUCCUGUUUGGGUUUUUAAAUUCUGUUAAUUAAUUAAAUAAAUGAUAAUACUUUUUUUUAAAAAUGGUCAUUUAAUUAAAAAACCCAACACCCAAAAUUGAUGAUGAAUUCAUGAGCAUGAUCAUAUGGAACAAAGAAGAAGUAAAAUACACUUUCUUAUGGGGAUCUUUUGUAGAACUAGUAAAAUGGGAUUUUUUAAAAAUAUUAUUAAUUUUCUUUUUUUAACGAAGAACACAGAAAAAAGAAAUGCAGAGAGCAGAGAUGAUAAAAGAAAUUUCUUUUUAUUUUUGGGGAUUCUCAAAGUUUGACAACAAGUAAUAAUGUAGUUGAAAAAUAAUAUCUUUUCAAUUACGGUAACAUGAUGUUAAUUGUUAGGCUUUUACCAUCAAACAAACGUGAAAGAAACAGAUUAAAAUAUAAAAAAAAAGUCAAUUAAGAAAUUUAAUUUAACAAAUUGGUUUUCUUUUUUCCCAUUUUUUGUUUGUGUUUUUGGAUUUGAUUUUAGAUAUAUGAGAAUGUGAUUGGGGAAAAAGGAAACUGUAGUAAUUAAAAUGCAUACUGACAACAAAGGGGAAAAAAAAGGGCUUUUGAGGCUGUUUGAUUUUUAAUUAAACAAUCCAAAAUAAAAAGGUUUUAAUUUUAGCUGCAAUUAUUUAUUGCGUGACUUUGAUUUUUAUCGGAUUUUGAUUUUGGGUUUUUAUUUUUAUUCCUUUUUUUUUUUUAUCAAAGGGGUGUGUGUGUGAGGGGGAAUUUUUAUUAGGCGAAAGCAAAGAUGUGUCCUUUCGGGGUUUUUUAUUAGAGAUUUCUUUAUUAUUAGAGUGUGUCUUCAUAAACUUAGGGUUCCUUUUUUUCUUCUUUACUUUUUCGAUUUUUGUUUGCUUCCUUCUGUUUGUAAGGAAUUUUGCUCAUUUGGGUCUUCGAUUCUCUUACUAAUCUCAUUUGGGUGGGUGAGUUUUCUUCAAUUUUUGUACUCUCUCAACUUUUUGGUGUUUUAGGGAUUUUGAUUUCAAGUCCCUGCAAAUACAAAUGGAACUUCCUUUUAGUCUCUUAUUACAUCUCUGGUAGAAUUUUGAAAAAAUUCCAGAGGUUUUUGAGUUUUCAGAUUCACUGUAGGCUUUUUAGCGUUUUGAUUUGAUUUCACAGUUAGUAUUCUUUUUAAGUUUUUGGGAAGAAGAGGCAUUGGUAACUUAGUGGCAAGCUUGAGUUUUGUUGGUUCUGGCAUGUUUGCAUGAUGUUUAGUGCUCAAGGGUCUUCAAGGAACCAUUGCAGUCUCCUUGCAGUUCUUUGUGGCGGUAAAGUUUCUGAUAAUAAGCAAAAGCAACCUGUUUCUGAUGAUAAGCCCAGAUACCCGUUUCCAGAGCUUUCUUCUUCAGGGCGCCUUGAGGUUCAGCUUCUGAAUAAUCCUAGUAUUGAUGAGUUCCGGCGGGUUUUUGAAUCAUUUGAGCCUAAUAUUGUUUACUUACAAGGAGAGCAGAUUGCUGAUAGUGAAGAAAUUGGCUCCCUGUUUUUGGGGGAUGUUGACUUGUCUACUCCAGAAGCUUUAUGUGGAGUCUUUGGUUCUACAUUUCCUACCACUGUUUACUUAGAGAUUCCCAAUGGUGUCAAAUUGGCAGAGGGACUUCACUCCAAGGGAGUACCUUAUGUUAUAUAUUGGAAAAAUACAUUCUCUCGUUAUGUUGCUUGCCAUUUUCGUCAAGCACUGUUAUCAGUGAUUCAAAGUUCAUGUAGCCAUACAUGGGAUGCAUUCCAAUUUGCAAAUGCUUCUUUUAAACUGUACUGUGUACGGAACAACAAUAUUGUCUCUUCUAAUAGUCAAAAGCAAAGUAUUAAGCCAGGACCACAUCUACUUGGGGAGCCUCCCAAGAUUGAUGUUUCUCAACCAGAGGUAGAUAUGCAAGAGCAAGAAGACUCUCCUGAAAAUCUUCCUGCCAUAAAGAUAUAUGAUGAUGAUGUGACUAUGAGGUUUCUUGUUUGUGGAUCUCCAUGUACAUUGGAUGCUGUCCUUUUGGGAUCUUUGGAGGAUGGCCUUAAUGCCCUCUUAAGCAUUGAAAUACGAGGGAGCAAACUCCAUAACCGAGCAAGUGCUCCACCACCACCUCUUCAGGCGGGGACAUUUUCUCGUGGUGUAGUCACCAUGCGUUGCGACUUUUCAACUUGCAGUUCGGCUCACAUAUCACUUUUAGUGUCUGGUAGCGCACAAACUUGUUUUAAUGAUCAGCUUUUGGAAAAUCAUAUAAAAAAUGAGCUUAUUGAGAAGAGUCAACUAGUCCAUGCACAAUCAAGUUCCGAGGAGAGCAAAUUGCCUUCAUCCGAGCCUCGUAGAUCAACCUCAAUUGCCUGUGGAGCAAGUGUGUUUGAAGUGUGCAUGAAGGUUCCCACAUGGGCUUCGCAGGUUCUGCGGCAACUUGCACCAGAUGUGUCAUACCGCAGCCUAGUUAUGCUGGGGAUUGCUAGCAUUCAAGGUUUGUCGGUUGCAUCUUUUGAAAAAGAUGAUGCUGAACGUCUUCUUUUCUUUUGCAAAAAGCUGAGCAAAGAUCCCCUCUUGGGUAGUUCUCUAAUUUCCAGAACUCCCAGUUGGUUGGUGCCGCCGGCACCUAGUCGUAAAAGACCAGAGCCGUAUAAAGACACUAAAUCUCUAAACUGUACCAUCAUGGAAGGUGUAAAUGGUUUGACAAGACCAAAAAUCAAUGUUGCUGCUAUGAGGCCAAUUCCUCACACCCAGCGUCAUAAGAUGCUUCCCUUUUCUGGAUUUUCUGAGGCUGAGAGAUAUGAUGGUGACCAAGGAAAGGUUAACUUGCCAUUAGCUCCUGUGAAGCAACCUGCUCCUGUUACACACCGGAAAGCAUUGUCGAGUUCUUAUCAAGCCCAGCAAAUUAUUUCUUUAAAUCCAUUACCCCUUAAGAAACAUGGUUGUGGUAGAGCCCCGAUACAGGUUUGCUCAGAGGAAGAAUUUUUGAGAGAUGUAAUGCAGUUUCUGAUUUUUCGAGGACAUACUCGGCUUGUUCCUCAAGGAGGGUUAGCUGAGUUUCCUGAUGCCAUUCUGAAUGCGAAGCGUCUUGACCUUUUUAACUUGUAUAGAGAGGUGGUGUCGAGAGGAGGCUUUAAUGUCGGGAAUGGCAUAAAUUGGAAAGGACAAGUAUUUUCGAAGAUGCGCAAUCACACAUUGACGAAUAGAAUGACUGGGGUGGGCAACACUCUGAAAAGACAUUACGAGACUUACCUUUUAGAGUAUGAAUUGGCUCACGACGAUGUGGAUGGAGAAUGCUGCUUGUUAUGUCACAGUAGCGCAGCUGGUGAUUGGGUAAACUGUGGAGUUUGUGACGAAUGGGCUCACUUCGGCUGUGAUAGGCGGCAGGGGCUUGGAGCCUUUAAGGAUUAUGCGAAAACAGACGGGCUGGAGUACGUUUGUCCACACUGCAGCAUCUCGAGUUUUAAGAAGAAAGCAGCGAAAACUAUGAAUGGUUAUUGACAAAACUUUGACACUCACUUUAGAUCCCCCAACUUAGAAAUUUGUCUCAUUGUCCCUUUUUUUUUUUUUUGUCAUUUUCAUUUUUCUUUACUCACUAUAACGCAUGAGAUAAGGCACGAUAUUAGGAAAUGUAAUUAUUGUAUUGUAAUCCCCCAUUGUUGUUCUCAUAUAUAGAUCACGCCAUUAACGAAGUUCCCCCUCAACCCUUAAUUCCACCAAUAUUUUGUAAUCUGGUAAACAGAGAUGAGUAAUUGUAGAAAAAAUUAACAUUUCCCUAUUUUACUCAAUUAGAUUUAAUGAGGUAGUUUUUUGUUAAACAA
This is a messenger RNA of Gossypium arboreum, 4084 nucleotides long. RefSeq names its product AT-rich interactive domain-containing protein 4-like. The coding region runs from base 1524 to 3764 and encodes 746 amino acids. The transcript is spliced from 15 exons. Gene Ontology annotation, molecular function: DNA binding. NCBI's taxonomy places the organism in Eukaryota, Viridiplantae, Streptophyta, Magnoliopsida, Malvales, Malvaceae. The record is from RefSeq and is a predicted model, not a curated record.